Molecule: messenger RNA, 1902 nt
Organism: Linnemannia hyalina
Lineage: Eukaryota; Fungi; Mortierellomycota; Mortierellomycetes; Mortierellales; Mortierellaceae
Source: the annotation of a GenBank genome assembly
AUGAAACGGUUCUUCAACCAAUUGCUCCGGAAUAUAUCACUCUCGCGAGACACCAAUACCACCCUAUGCACAACCACAACAACACCAACGAAAAUAUCACCCCUGGAGAUCCCUCUUAUCCUUGACCUCAUCUUCUCGUACCUCGACGACCACACCUGCCGCUAUAGGGUCGCACUCGUCUGCCGACAAUGGUUCCUCCGCCAACAGAACCAGUUCUCCAGAACGAUUACCUUUGGUGACUUUUGGACCGACAAGCAGGUGGCACUAUUUUAUACAAAGUUACCAGGAGCUGGACGUCUGGAGUGUGUGCUCCAUUUCGACUCGCUACGAGGGAUCGAUACUAAGAAUAUCAGAGUACUGCUUGAACGGUACCAGGGGGACUAUCAGAGACAAUUAGAGAAGAGGAAUCAAAUUGCGAUCAACAAGCGCAAGCCGACACUGUACAGUUUCGACUCGCUCAGGGCUAUCAGUAUUUCUGUGGGGGUUCAGUAUGGCACGACUAUCGACUCGAUACCAUUUCCGCCAUCCUUGACCAGCCUCGAGUUGACGUUUAUGUUCUGUCUGUCUAACGGAGAGAGCUUUGGCAAGAUUAUGAGGACGUGCCCGUUGCUGGAGAUCCUGUCUUUGGAAGUGGAGGAGAGAUCGAGUCGGCCUAUGUCGCAGAUUACCCUGGAUCAGGAACUACACCCGAAACCACUCCCUCUCCAGCACCUCAAACUCAGGAAUGUCUACUUUGCGCAGGCUGACCUCGAGAGCCUGCUAUUGUUCACCCCACGGAUCAAGUCCCUCAAGUUGAUAGGGUUGGAUACACAUCACCGCCCGAAGUAUGACUGGACGAGGCUUCUGGAGCACAUCAAGGCGCUGCGCGUCACCCUUGAAGAUGUCUACUUUUUUGAGUAUGGACAGCAAUCGCACUUGGACAUCAUGCCACGACUGGGCGAGAUCUGUCCCACGAUUUGGGAUUGGACACUGUGGGCUCCGGACGUGACGCCUUCCUUCUUGCAGGAAUUGACCCUCAGGACCAGCUUUGUAACGACCUUGGAACUGUUCUGGGAGCCAAUGGACUAUGACUAUGCAGCAUUAUGUUGCUCCAAUGAACUCAAACACGCCCCUCGCCUCAUCCACAAAUACCUCUGCACCUCGUCCCAGCUUGUUCACCUCAAAUCGUUAAAGACCGUCAUCCGACCCGAGUUCAUGGACCUGUUCAACAGACGCGUUCCUCACGGCGACCCUUUGGAUCUACCAACCUCACCUGCUCCAGCUCUAUGGGUGUGUCGAGGCCUAGAGACGCUGCAUGUCGAACUCCAUGACAGACAUUGUAGCAGGAUUUUGUUUGGAUAUGUCUCGCGCGUGCUGCCGCAACUUCAGGAGCUUUUUGUCCGUAUACCCGAAGUGUGCAAGCCCGACGAGGACAGCCCGUUUAUUUACCCGGUCAUGCAUGUGAACUUGCAAGGAGGACUCUGCCUGUUGUCACGACUGAAGCUUCUGCGUCGACUCCGCGUGGCAUCAACCAGUCACGAAUUCAAAGUGACCGACGGAUGCAGUAAGAUGGCCCUCAAUUGGAUGCUCCCCUCUGGGCGCAACGGCAAGUUCAAGAGACAAAGGCGGGAUGAACUGAAGUCAUGGCGGGUGAGGAGGGACGAGGAGGAUCAAAGAGAGACCAUGCGUUCACUGCAACAGCAACAACCACCGAAGCUCGAAAAGGAGGCAGAUGCCGAGAUUUGGUCACAGCUGCGUAACCUUGGACUUUUGUUGGAUGUGGAGGAGGUGGUGAAGGAGAUUGACGCUGGAGGCUUUGAACCUCUGCCGAGUCUUGAGAAGUUGUCCUUCUCUUUGAACACGCUAGGAAUGAAGCAUCCGGAGGUGGAGCUGAAAAACGUAUUCCGGGAUAGGAAGAAAUGA